Messenger RNA from Mytilus californianus (California mussel), 537 nucleotides. RefSeq lists its product as uncharacterized. Bases 106 to 480 code for a protein of 124 amino acids. The transcript has 3 exons. The record is from RefSeq and is a predicted model, not a curated record. Lineage: Eukaryota; Metazoa; Mollusca; Bivalvia; Mytilida; Mytilidae.
UGGUACUAUAAAUAUAUGAUCAACAGUUCUCUAAUUUAGUUAAGUGCGAUUUGAACAUUUCAAGCUGGUUAACAUUUAAGAUUUUUCACGACAAAAAGUUUGAAAAUGAAGAGAAACGUCCUGCUGCUAUUGGCUAUUGUAUCAUCACUUUGUAUAAUUGAUGAAUGUAACGGAUAUAGUUGGCCAAGGUUGCCACGGAUACCGAGAUUACCGCGAUAUCCAAGAUAUCCAAGAUAUCCAAGAUGGCCAAGACAUCCAACAAUAUAUGCAGGACGAAAACGAGCCACGUUCGAUAAUGACAUUCAAGAUGAAGACAUCGAGAUUGGGAACCUUGAAGACGGACAUAUAGAUGAACGAAAUGUCAAUAUGAAUGAUGAUGUUACGAAUGAUAUCGACGAGCGUUUCAUGAAUGAUAUCGACGAGCGUGACGUGAAUGAUAUCGAUGAACGUUACGUUGAUGAUUCACAAGAUGAUGACUGAUUUAAGAUGUCUUCAUCCAAUUUAAAUGCAGAUUAAAUAGAAUUUGGCAACAUCUAA